Molecule: messenger RNA, 696 nt
Organism: Andrographis paniculata
Lineage: Eukaryota; Viridiplantae; Streptophyta; Magnoliopsida; Lamiales; Acanthaceae
Product: secreted RxLR effector protein 161-like
Exons: 1
Coding region: 1-696 (231 amino acids)
Source: RefSeq, a predicted model, not a curated record
AUGCCUCCGAUCUUCUUGCUCAAGUUGGUCUCACAGCUGUCAGGUAGCAUCUACCCACUUGCGUACGACGUUCGAAUUACCCCUCAUGAUGGCUCUCUUCUUGAUGAUCCUACUCUUUACCGUCAACUUGUUGGGAGUUUGAUCUAUUUGACUGUCACUCGACCAGAUAUUGCUCAUGCAGUCCAUAUUGAGAGUCAGUUCAUGGCAGCUCCGAGGACCUCUCACCACUCUGUCGUCUUACAUAUUCUUCGUUAUGUGAAAGGUACUCUUCUGCAUGGCUUACAAUUCUCCUCUAACUCGUCUUUGACUCUCAGCGGUUACUCUGAUGCUGAUUGGGCUGGUGAUCCCAUCGAUCGACACUCGACCACUGGUUUCUGCUUCUUCCUGGGUGAUGCUCUCAUUUCUUGGCGCAGCAAAAAGCAAACUUUAGUUUCUCGCUCGAGUGCCGAGUCAGAGUAUCGUGCUCUUGGUGACUCUACUUCAGAACUUUUAUGGCUUCGACGGCUACUCACUGACCUUGGUGCCACUCAGCCAUCUUCUACGGCUCUUCACUUUGAUAGUCAGAGUGCUAUGAAGAUGGCUCAUAAUGAUACAUUCCACGAGCGCACUAAGCAUAUUGAGCUUGACUAUCACUUUAUUCGACAACAUGUUGUCAAUGGAGUAGUUUAUCUCAUUCCAGUAUCUUCUGAAGAUUAG